AUGGAUGAACAUUUGAUUGCAACUAUCAACAAGCUACAAGAUGCAUUAGCGCCUCUUGGUGGGGGCUCUUCUUCUCCAGUUGAUUUACCGCAGAUCACUGUUGUUGGAUCCCAAUCUGCUGGUAAAUCGUCAGUUUUAGAAAAUAUCGUUGGCCGUGAUUUUUUACCAAGAGGUACUGGUAUCGUUACUAGAAGACCUUUGGUUUUACAAUUGAUAAACAGAAGAGCAUCGCCAAACAAAGAUAAGAAGGACUUGCUUGAUAUUAACUCAACUGAAGAUGGUGGACAAACUGAAAAUAAUGCUGAUGAAUGGGGGGAGUUUUUGCAUUUGCCAGGAAAGAAGUUUUACAAUUUUGAAGAUAUUAGAAAUGAGAUUGUUCGUGAGACUGAUGCCAAGACUGGUAAAAACUUGGGUAUUUCCCCUGUGCCUAUCAAUUUGAGAAUUUAUUCUCCCCAUGUCUUGACUUUGACAUUGGUUGAUUUGCCUGGAUUGACUAAAGUGCCAGUUGGUGAUCAACCCAAGGAUAUUGAGAAACAGAUUAGGGAAAUGAUUAUGAAGUUUAUCUCCAAGCCCAAUGCUAUUAUCUUGUCUGUGAAUGCGGCAAACACCGAUUUGGCCAAUUCUGAUGGUUUGAAGUUGGCAAGAGAAGUUGACCCCGAAGGAUCCAGAACUAUUGGUGUGUUGACAAAAGUUGAUCUUAUGGAUCAAGGUACUGAUGUGAUUGAUAUCUUGGCAGGUAGAGUCAUUCCACUUAGAUUUGGGUAUGUGCCAGUGAUUAAUAGAGGUCAAAAGGAUAUUGAGAGUAAAAAGACCAUUAGAGAAGCUUUGAGAGAUGAAGCUGCGUUUUUCGAAAACCAUCCGUCAUAUAGAGCUAAAGCUCAGUUUUGUGGUACCCCAUACUUGGCAAAGAAGUUGAAUGGUAUUUUGUUGCAUCAUAUCAAGAGCACAUUGCCGGAUAUCAAAAUGAGGAUUGAGCACUCUUUGAAAAAGUAUCAAUCGGAAUUGCAAAUGUUGGGUCCCGAAAUGUCCGAGUCACCGGCUUCUAUUGCUUUGAAUAUGAUCACCAAUUUCACCAAGGAUUAUACAGGGAUUUUGGAUGGUGAAUCAAAAGAAUUGAGUUCGGCUGAAUUGACUGGUGGUGCGCGUAUUUCGUUUGUUUUCCAUGAAAUUUUCAAGAAUGGUAUUACUGCGUUGGAUCCAUAUGAUCAAAUCAAAGAUGCCGAUAUAAGAACCAUAUUGCACAAUACAUCUGGUUCUGCACCUUCAUUGUUUGUUGGUACUCAGGCUUUUGUUGUGUUGAUUAAGCAACAGAUUAGGAGAAUGGAGGAUCCCGCGAUUAGAUGUAUAAAUUUGAUUUUUGAUGAAUUGGUGCGUAUUUUGUCACAGAUUAUUAGUCAACCACAAUAUUCGAGGUACCCGGCAUUGAAGGAGCAAUUGUCUAACCAUUUCAUUCAAUAUUUGAGAGAAGCCUUGGUUCCUACAAACAACUUUGUCGUUGACAUUAUCAAAUCGGAAGAAAUUUAUAUCAACACGGCUCAUCCGGAUUUAUUAACGGGUAAUCAAGCUAUGGCGUAUGUUGAGGAAAAGUUCCAUCCCAAGCCACAGGUCGCCGUUGAUCCAAAGACUGGGAAGCCGUUGCCACAGCAAGCAGCAAGUCCAUCGUCGGCCCACUCCAACAUCCCCAAAAAUGAAGAAAAUAGUAAUGGAUUUUUUGGAGGAUUCUUUUCUUCCAAGAAUAAAAAGAGAUUACAACAAAUGGAAGCACCUCCACCUGUUUUACGAGCAACUGGAACAAUGACCGAGAGAGAAUCGAUGGAGACUGAAAUUAUCAAAUUGUUGAUUUCGUCUUAUUACAACAUUGUCAAGAGAACGGUUACGGAUAUUGUUCCCAAGGCGAUUGUAUUGAAGUUGAUAAAUAAGUCCAAAGAUGAGAUUCAAAAAGAAUUGUUGGAGAAGAUGUAUAAUAAUCCAGAAUUGCCAGAUUUGGUUAAAGAGAACGAGUUGACUGUACAAAAGAGAAAAGAGUGUAUUAGAAUGGUUGAAGUGUUGAGAAAUGCUAGUGAGAUUGUGUCUAGUGUGUAG
Lodderomyces theae is the source of this 2082-nucleotide messenger RNA. RefSeq names its product dynamin-like GTPase (gene VPS1). The transcript has a single exon. Gene Ontology annotation, molecular function: GTPase activity; GTP binding; microtubule binding. The coding region runs from base 1 to 2082 and encodes 693 amino acids. Gene Ontology annotation, cellular component: cytoplasm; microtubule; peroxisome. The record is from RefSeq and is a predicted model, not a curated record. NCBI's taxonomy places the organism in Eukaryota, Fungi, Ascomycota, Pichiomycetes, Serinales, Debaryomycetaceae. Gene Ontology annotation, biological process: peroxisome organization.